This is a messenger RNA of Nelumbo nucifera (sacred lotus), 3607 nucleotides long. RefSeq names its product calmodulin-binding transcription activator 5-like. Gene Ontology annotation, molecular function: transcription coregulator activity; double-stranded DNA binding; protein binding. Gene Ontology annotation, biological process: regulation of transcription by RNA polymerase II. NCBI's taxonomy places the organism in Eukaryota, Viridiplantae, Streptophyta, Magnoliopsida, Proteales, Nelumbonaceae. The record is from RefSeq and is a predicted model, not a curated record. Gene Ontology annotation, cellular component: nucleus.
GUUUAGUUUAGACAUUCUAUUAGAGCUAUCCGACGUCCGAUCUGAACUGUGAAGACGGCGAAGACCUGUCUGCAGAAAAAAGAAAAAAGAAACUGAAAAGAAAUUCCCGGUCGAAUUCAAGCCUAAACACAGAGAGAGAGAGAGAGAGAGAGAGAGUUUCUUGGUUUCGUCUUUGACCGGGUACGCCUCUUUGGUCUAACCUUUUGAUGGACCUUCAUGUCGUAGAUGAUAAACAUAGUUCCAUGAAGGACAUCAAUGAUGAAGACUUCAGAUGAUAUUAGGACUCUUUUGUUACCGGAAUCAGAGAUGUAUUCUUAUCAAUCGGUUGAAGAGGCAUCCGCGAUGGACGGCAGUGCCUGCGGCCGACUUUCAGGGUCAGAAAUUCAUGGGUUUCAUACAAUGGAAGAUUUGGAUGUCCCAACUAUAAUGGAGGAAGCCGGGACGAGAUGGUUGCGUCCAAAUGAAAUUCAUGCCAUACUCUGUAACUACAUGUAUUUCCCUGUCAGUGUCAAGCCAGUCAACUUGCCCCAGAGUGGCACAAUUGUCUUGUUUGACCGAAAAAUGUUGAGGAACUUUCGGAAAGAUGGGCACAACUGGAAGAAGAAAAAGGAUGGGAAGACUGUUAAAGAAGCACAUGAACACUUAAAAGUUGGUGAUGAAGAAAGGAUUCAUGUGUAUUAUGCACAUGGCCAGGAUAAUCCCAAUUUUGUCCGUAGGUGUUACUGGCUUCUUGAUAAGAAACAAGAGCACAUAGUCCUUGUGCAUUACCGUGAAACAUUAGAGCCACAGGGUUCUCCAGUCACUCUUGUUAAUUCAAAUUCCAGUUCAGCCUACUCGGAUCCAUCUGUUUCUCGGGUUUCAUCAGAAGAAAACAGUUCUGGAGCUAAUCAUGCGUUCCACACAGGUUCUGGCUCUCCUGCUGUUAGUGGAUCUGCAGAGGUUGAUGAUCAUUUGACUGUACUGCAUGAGAUUAACACACUUGAGUGGGAAGAUCUGUUGGGGAAACAAGAAUCCAUUGAUCCUAAUAUGCCUAAAAAUGAUGAAAUUUUACACCUGGAGCGACAAAAGUUGUUUGAACCAAGAGGCUCCAUUCAGGAUGGUAGCUUUCUCCCAACCAAUAAUCUAUCUAUGGAACUAUCUUCUUUUGGGCAUCCAACUGAACCAAUGCCUAACAGUGAUCCAGUUGACAUCAGACCAUCAAACAGUCAUUACCUUCAGACAUUGGGACAGCUAUCAGAUAACAAGAGAAAAGACUUUGAAAGAACAGUUGAAUCCUUCAACUUUACUUCUAGAGACACUUCACAAACUCAGGAUAAUUUUGGAAGAUGGAUGAACUGCAUUAUGGCCGACUCCCCAGGAUCACUAGAUGGCCCACCAAUUGAAUCACCAAUUUCAAUUGGUCAUGAUUCAACUCUCUCUGCAACAACUAAUCACCAUCAAUCUUCCACACAGGGUCAAGUUUUUAAUAUAACUGAUGUUUCACCUGCAUGGUCUUUCUCAACAGAAGAAACAAAGGUUAUUGUGAUUGGUUUUUUCCAUGUUGAAUAUUCUCAUCUUGUAGAGUCCAAUUUAUUUUGUGUUUUUGGUGAUGCAUGUGUUCCUGUGGAAGUAGUUCAAGGUGGGGUGUUUCGCUGUAUGGCAUCACCACAUAACCCUGGCUUUGUAAAUCUCUAUUUGAGUCUUGAUGGUCAUACACCUAUUAGCCAAGUUCUGACUUUUGAGUAUCGCUCCCCUUCAAUGGAUGGUCAAGGGACUUCACCAGAAUACAAGUGUAAGUUGGAGGAGUUUCAAAUUCAAUUGCGACUUUCUAGGUUGCUUUUCUCUACAAACAACAGCCUUAACAUUCUAUCUAAUAAGGUAUCACCAAAUGCCUUGAAGGAAGCAAAAAAGUUUGCACACAUAACCUCUGCCAUUGAGAAAGAUUGGGCAUAUUUAAUUAAGUCAAUUGAGAACAGUUGGAUAUCAAUUCUACAAGCCAAAGAUACUUUGUUUGAGCUUACUUUGAAGAACAAGUUACAGGAGUGGCUCUUGGAAAAGGUAUCUGAAGGGAGUAAAACCACCCUUCGCGAUACUAAAGGUCAAGGUGUGAUCCAUUUGUGUGCUAUCCUAGGGUAUACAUGGGCUGUUUACCCAUAUUCAUGUUCGGGUCUCUCGUUAGACUUUCGGGAUGCAUUUGGAUGGACUGCACUUCAUUGGGCUGCCUACUAUGGGAGGGAGCAAAUGGUUGCAGUCCUUUUAUCUGCAGGGGCAAAGCCAAACUUGGUAACAGAUCCCACUCCACAAUUCCCUGGUGGACGCACUGCAGCUGAUCUCGCCUCCGAGAAUGGUUUUGAAGGCUUAGCUGCUUAUCUUGCAGAAAAGGGAUUAAUAAAUCAAUUUAAUGAGAUGAAAAUAUCUGGAAAUGCUAGUGGAUCCCUGCAAACUAGCAGAACCACUUCAAUCAACCAUGAAGUAUCAAAUGAGGAUGAGUUGUGCUUGAAGGAUACAUUAGCAGCAUACCGGAGAGCUGCUGAUGCAGCAGCACAUAUUCACGCUGCAUUCAGACAGCACUCGCUAAAGCUAAAGGAGAAAGCAGUUCAGCUUGCAAAUCCAGAGGAUGAAGCGCGUACUAUAAUCGCGGCAAUGAAGAUUCAGCAUGCCUUCCGAAACUAUGAUACACGAAAGAAGAUGACAGCUGCAGCACGAAUCCAGUACAGAUUUCGUACUUGGAAGAUCCGAAAAGAUUUUCUUAAUAUGCGCCGACAAGCUAUCAAAAUUCAAGCUGUUUUCCGAGGUUACCAAGUACGGAGGCAGUAUGGCAAAAUUCUUUGGUCGGUUGGAAUACUUGAAAAGGCAAUUCUUCGCUGGCGUUUGAAGAGAAAGGGCUUCCGUGGGCUUCAGGUCAAACCAAUUCAAGAAAUAUCAGCAGAUGAAAAGCAAGAAAAUGAUGCAGAGGAGGACUUCUUCCGAGUUGGCAGAAAGCAAGCUGAAAAGCGUGUUGAGAGAUCUGUUAUACGGGUCCAAGCCAUGUUCCGAUCAAAGCGAGCACAACAAGAAUAUAGGAGGAUGAAGAUGUCCUAUGAUCAAGCAGCGUUUGUCCAGCUGGAAUACCAAGGUCUUCUUGAUCCCGAAGUUGAAAACCAAAGGUGAAGGAACAAGAGUUGCUCCAGGAAUACAAAGGUCUUCUGGAAAUUGCAGUGGCACAAGCCAACAAAAAACCUGGACGAUAUAGGUUUGUGUUCUUAAUUGUAAACAUACCCAAACUAAAAGUUUGAUCAUUUUGGACUGAUUUCUGUAAUUUGAAUAGUCUGAUUUAGAAAGUAAAAUGCAGUAUAUCGGUGAUCUACAAUGACGUCAGUAAACUUCUUGAGAGCUGCUGUUUAUUUUUCAUGAAUUUUAUGUCAUCAAUUUCAGCUGUUUGAAAGUACAAUUAGAGAGAGAGAGAUGCAUGAUCUAAACACUAAACUAUAGAAGUUGGUUUAACUGCUCCAAUGGAGUCUGGAUAUCCUACACACAACGCCCUAUACUCAAGCGUACAUCAACCAGAAAGAACUUUGACCCAUCAAAACCCCUUAAUGAAUAUUUGUAACAAUGUAAAUCAAGAUUUCAAUCAAUCAGGUUAAAGAUA